CGUCCAUUUUUAAAUUUUAGUCUGCUGUGAGGCACCAAGUGAGACGGACGUUUCGUGUUGAAGCCAUAAACAAGUUGGAACAAACUUUAGAAAUGGUGAAAGUGGACGUAGAAUACACUAAGUUGUUCAUCAACAACGAAUGGGUGGACGCUGUUAGCAAGAAAACUUUUUCUACAAUCAACCCUCAAGAUGAAACUGUAAUUGCGCAAAUAGCUGAGGGAGAUAAGGCUGAUAUAGACUUAGCUGUUGCAGCUGCAAAAAAAGCGUUCCACCGCUACUCAGAAUGGCGCACUAUGGAUGCAUCGCAACGUGGGCGGCUCAUACUGCGACUGGCAGAACUCCUAGAAUCACAAGCUCGUUAUUUGGCAGAGCUUGAAACUUUGGAUUGCGGGAAGCCAGUCAAAGAUGCUGAAGACGAGGUCUAUUUCUCUGCCAGUGUACUCAGAUACUAUGCUGGAAAGGCUGAUAAGAUCAACGGAAAUACAAUUCCUGCAGAUGGUGACGUUUUGUCUAUGACGCUGAAGGAGCCCGUGGGUGUGUGUGGCCAAAUAAUACCUUGGAAUUAUCCCAUUCCAAUGUUCAUAUGGAAAAUAGCCCCGGCCUUAGCUGCAGGUUGCACAUUAAUCGUCAAGCCAGCUGAGCAGACACCAUUAACGGCACUUGCAGUAGCUGCUUUAAUUAAAGAAGCGGGCUUUCCCCCGGGAGUAGUGAAUGUUGUACCCGGAUAUGGUCCUACAGCCGGGGCUGCGCUUACCCAUCAUCCUGAUGUGGACAAAGUUGCUUUUACUGGAUCCACUGAGGUUGGAAGAAUAAUUCUAGGUGCCGCUUCGGCUGUUAACCUGAAACGUGUGACUUUGGAACUUGGCGGCAAAAGUCCGUUGGUUAUAUUCAAUGACGCCGAUGUGGAAAAAGCAGCCCAAAUUGCUCAUGCAGCCGCCUUCGCCAACGCUGGCCAGUGCUGUUGUGCUGGUACAAGGACCUACGUACAAUCUGGAAUCUAUGAUAACUUCGUCAAGAAGGCAGCUGAAAUUGCACAGAAAAGACGUGUCGGCAAUCCCUUCGAUGCCGUUCAACAGGGACCACAGAUCGACAAAGAAAUGUACGACAAAGUAUUGAGCUAUAUUGAAGCCGGCAAAGCAGGAGGAGCAAAAUGCAUAGCUGGAGGAGAUAAACUUGGAGAUAAAGGUUAUUAUAUCAAACCUACUGUCUUCGCUGAUGUCAAAGAUGACAUGAAAAUUGCUAAGGAAGAAAUUUUCGGUCCCGUUCAGAGCAUCCUUAAGUUCGACACGUUUGAAGAAGUCAUUGACCGUGCCAAUGACACCAACUACGGUUUGGCUGCUGGAGUCAUCACAAACGAUAUUACAACGGCCAUGACUUUUGCCAAGUUUGUUCGCGCUGGAUCUGUCUGGAUCAAUACAUACGACCACGUCACAAGUCAGACUCCUUUCGGUGGCUUCAGAGACUCGGGUCUUGGAAGGGAACUAGGUGAAGACGGCAUUAAUCAAUAUUUAGAAACCAAGACUGUAACUCUGGCAUUACCUAAGAAACCUCAGCUUUAAAAUAUAACAAACAUAUUUUUGAUAUGGUGCCAAAUUACGUCAUAUAAUUAUAAUAAUUUUUCUUGUAUCUAUUUUAACCUGUUUAUUAAACUGUACUC
Molecule: messenger RNA, 1657 nt
Organism: Hyposmocoma kahamanoa
Lineage: Eukaryota; Metazoa; Arthropoda; Insecta; Lepidoptera; Cosmopterigidae
Product: aldehyde dehydrogenase X, mitochondrial-like
Exons: 11
Coding region: 93-1559 (488 amino acids)
Molecular function (GO): aldehyde dehydrogenase (NAD+) activity
Source: RefSeq, a predicted model, not a curated record